GUAAGCAUUCCGGUUACUUGAAAGUAAAGAUGGCAUCAGGAUACGUACAGUGCCAACAACCCUUUCCAAUGGUAGAUGGAUGCGGCCCAAACUAUCGCAUCCAAUAUGAUUUCAUGAUCAUUUCUGGGUCUCCCCGAACCAUCUUCUUAUUUUUAUACCAUCCAUGAUAUGGUUUGUAUAUAAUUUAUAUCUUCCGGUGCACACGCAACUGGAUCACCCUCCUCCCUUUAUAACUGCAUAUCACCUUACUCCUCAUCUAAUCGGUCAUCGCAUUCAUCCUUCCCUCUCCCAAUCUUCAAAUUUCUCUUUUUGAUUCAAGGAGUUAACCCUCCGUAUUACUCUUCUCUUCUCUACAGCGUCACUGAAACAAGUGAUCUCAUGAACCCUUAUCUACCAACGUUCGAUUCUUCACUCGAUACAGGCACUGCAGGGCUGACUCCACCAUCAAACUCUGGAUCUUCUUCCCCUUCUCUGCUGAAUGACCACACCAAUGCCCAUCAAACGCAGGCGCCUGAUCGCCGCAUAGCAAAUUUUAUCGCUCGCACAUCAGCAGGAUCACCUACAAUGCAUAGCCAUCGUUCACCACAACGAACAACAACUUCAUUCCAACCCUGCCAGCCUCACACAACUGAUCGCAACCAAUCUGCCUUUGUCCCUCGCUUUAAUCCAUCGCUCACUGGGUUAGGUUCAUGCAAGAAUCUGACAAGGCCCUUGAACAUGCAGGAACAAGAAAAUCUUCUUUAUCUGGACAAUCUCAAGUAUUUCCUCGCUACUGCGCCGUCCCGAUGGUCGUCGACCGCCUCUGGUCAAACACAGAAUGAUUCGUUUCCUAUGGACUCCUCUGUCCACCCAGCUUCUUCACAUCCCUUCAUGAACCGCUUCCUUCUUCCUUCUUCGGAAUACAUUACUUGUGUUAAGUGGAAUAAUCGCUACCACAUAACAGGCACGGACAUUGUUCGCGCGCUUGUUUUUCGCUUCGAGGCUUUCGGGAGACCCGUCAGAAACAUGAAAAAAUUCGAGGAAGGCAUUUUCAGCGAUCUGCGAAAUCUCAAGCCUGGUGUCGAUGCUUGCUUGGAGGAACCAAAAUCACAAUUUCUGGAUCUUCUUUUCAAAUAUCAGUGCAUACGCACUCAGAAAAAGCAAAAGGUUUUCUACUGGUACUCGGUCCCUCAUGAUCGCCUUUUCCUAGAUGCCCUCGAACGCGAUCUCAAACGCGAGAAGAUGGAUUUGGAACCAACUACUUUCAUCACCGGUGAACCUGCCCUCUCGUUUACAUACGAGCCGCAGCGUAGCCUGUAUGAACAAUUCAGCAAGGGACAGAGCACCAUGGAAGGCGAUGGCGACGUCAUUAGUAAUUUUGACGUCACCCAAAUGAAUGGGAAAUAUGACACAAGCGGAUCAGCACCGACAGUUUCACGUGCGGGGGCGAUGCACAACUCUAACUCGGGGGAGUUGCAUCUUAGCAACUGUCGCAUUGAUGGCGGAGGCGUCCCACAUCUUCCCUCAGCACUGCAUGGCCCCAAUAUGGCAUACCUGCCCCUUUCUAUUUUCGAAGGUUCUCCCACCUAUAAGCAACGUCGUAAAAAGCCAGCCAGCAGGCUCGAUGCGAUCACGCGCAGUGAUUCAGAGGAGACGCCCAUUCAUGCACACGAGGUUGGCGUCGGAUAUGGACCUAAUGAUUCCAGUAUGACAGCUGCCGAUAUGUUUAAGUCUCAGGCGAGAGGUGAACAAGAUUCUAACGUGAGACGAGCAAAGGCUGUGCUACAAGCCCAGGAUAGCGCGAUUUGGUCAGCUACACCGCAACUCGCUCCAGCACAGACUUCUGCCACCCUUCCAGUCUUCGGACAACGGUCACCAAACAAGCAGCCUUCAUCGCAAUCCCAUCUCCACCCCUUUCCGGAGCAUUCCUCACUAUCUUCGUUCCUUUCGGAUAUUGACGGCCAUCACGCCACCAGUGAGAUGACGCUCACUUCAAAAGUGUUUGUUUGUCCGCUCUAUUCCUGUGGCCGCUUGUUCAAGCGCAUGGAGCACCUAAAAAGGCACGUGCGGACGCACACCAUGGAACGCCCAUUUCCGUGUGACUUUUGCAAGAAGCGGUUCUCUCGGUCGGACAACCUCAACCAGCAUCUUCGCAUACACACACGAGCAGAAAGGGCUGACUCAGCUUCUGCCGAUCUAAAUGCGUGCGAUACUGAUAUGGACAACGAGGAAGGAGACGAAGGAGACGUUGCCUUUGCUGCCGCUUUCUCUUUUGCAGAGGGUGGCUUACAAGACAUGGAGAGAUGUGUUUUGGAACUACAAGGCGAGGUUCAAGAUGUACAAGGCGACGAAGAGGGUCUUGUUGCGUUGUCUGGCGUCUCCCCUGUUAUGGAUACCGACGCCAUCUCGGACGGCGGGCUCGGUAACAGCUAUUUCCUGCAAAGUGGCACCGGGAACCACACCGGGUACGUUGAGUCUGCGGAGAUGACCUGGGCCAGUCCCUUUAUGAACUCUCCAUCGUUAACUUCGGCGUGCAACGGGCAACUGGUCAUGGCGUCUUUUUCAGCUCCGUCUCAUAGGCAGGAUUUUUCCCUGGACAAGAUGUCUCGCCAUGUAGCACCCUCAGAGGUCGGAUCUCACAGACGUCACAGAAGCGCGACUCCGUCUCUCAUACGCUCGCAUUCUGCGUCCAAGAGCAGUAGCCGACACUACCAUCCCUAUGCAUCAUCCUCUCCUUCAUGCCCCAGUUCAAGUCACUCUAGUCCAUGCGCUCUCUCUCACUCUCUUGAUAAUUCCGCAGUUUCAACAAACACGAUGUCUCGUGAGGCCUUCAGGGCAUCACAGCCACGUUCAUUCUCAGCGCCUUCCUUCAGCGCCAACCAAGGCUUAGAUGGAGCGCUCGACAUCAGCGGACUCAAUUUUGACGGUAUCUUCUCGAACCCCAUGACGUUAUUCUCUGAACCUGGUGCAUUCGACCUUUCACAGGCAUACCCCGCCUACGAAUCAAAUUUGUUGUCAAUCUAGACCGUCCGAUACAGUAUACCUCUCUUGCGUCAUCAUAAUUUGUUUUUGUUUCUCUAUAAAUGUAUCCAUAAUCUAUUUAUCGUCCACGACCUAGUACAUACUAUACCACCCACCAGUGAUUGUUUUUGGGCCUUUCAGACUUCUCGUGCAGGUCACUUUUGUGUCCUUUCCCCAUUUACGACACGGUGCCUCCUGUGUGCCAUUUUCUUGUAUUACAUAUCACAUAUAUUGUUUUGAUCACGAAUUACUUGUACUUCGCUCGAGCUCGGUGAUACAUCGAUCCUGCUGAUUCCUGCAGAUCUAUGCAUGGAGCUUACGCGUAGUCUUUCUUGUAUUAUCGAGAUUCCGUUACCUAUGUCAGCGCAAUUGACCAUGCCUACACCUCAGAACUCAAUAUUGA
Suillus bovinus is the source of this 3403-nucleotide messenger RNA. RefSeq names its product STE-12 alpha. The record is from RefSeq and is a predicted model, not a curated record. The transcript is spliced from 4 exons. Gene Ontology annotation, cellular component: Ste12p-Dig1p-Dig2p complex; Tec1p-Ste12p-Dig1p complex; nucleus. The coding region runs from base 379 to 3003 and encodes 874 amino acids. Gene Ontology annotation, molecular function: DNA-binding transcription factor activity. NCBI's taxonomy places the organism in Eukaryota, Fungi, Basidiomycota, Agaricomycetes, Boletales, Suillaceae. Gene Ontology annotation, biological process: sexual reproduction; regulation of DNA-templated transcription.